UUGUUCUCAAAUUUAGUUCUCCAUUAUCGCCCAUUCGAAAACAACAGUUCAAAAUCAGGUGUAUGUGAACUUGUGAAGUGAUAGAGGACGGUAUGGCUAGCAAACCAAGGAAGAGAAAGGCAUCAAGCAAGGAUGAUGGUGAUGCUGAAGAUUAUUUAACAAAACCUAAGAAGACGAAGGAUGCAGUUGAUGAAGAUGAGGAUGAUGCUGCCAAUGGAUCACCAUUUAAAUACACGCAACCAGUUGUAUCUCGAUCCACUGGGAGGAUAAGGAAGAAAUCAUCAAAGCUACGAGAAAUGGAAGAAGAUGCUAUGGCGGAUGCAGAAGAAUUGGAGCAGUUAGAGGACCACAAAACAAAUGUGAAUGCAUCAAAAAAAAAGUCCAUGAAAUCAGAGCCAACAUCUCCUUUAGCUAGUAUGGGAAGUCCAAAAGAUUCCCCUGUAACUGCCAAGAGUCCCAAGAAAUCUAAAAGUGCUCCAGUGGUACAAGAGGCUUCACCUGGUAAGGAUGAUGAGAGCAUGAUUAAACUCCUACUUACCUCCCCUGCCCCCAGUGUAGCUACAUUGGACACAGAUGCUGCAACCAAGUCUACCACAAAGAAGAGUAAAUCUGUUCAACUUGAAGAAGUGAUGCAGCCACAAGAUGUUGAAACACAAAGUGAUAAUACAAGUGCGCUAAAGUUAAAGAUUCAUUUGGGAUCUGACCCUGGUGUUGAGACAGUCGUUGCCUCAUCUGAGCAGAAACCCAAAAAGGCACCCAAGAAAACUCCCAAAAAGAAGAAGGAUGUAACAGCUGAAGUUGAAACUAACCCUGGUAUGGCUAUUGAACCAAUGGAUGACCCACUUGUGGUAGCUACUCCCCCACCAAAAUCUGCAAAGAAGCCAGCUAAACCAAAAAUUCCCAAAACACCUAAAAUUCCCAAAAAGGAAAUAAAGUUUGAAUCUGAAGAAUCAGAACUGGAAUUAGGAGGUUCUGUGUUUGCCUCAGAGGCACCCUCUCCAGUUAAGACUGCAAAAACCCCUAAAGUUAAGAAACCAAAAGCUCCAAAGAAACCGAAAAAGAGUAUAGCAUCAGAAAUGGAGUCAAUUACAGUAGAGCGAUGUUUUGAUGAGCCCGAAGAUGAAAUACCUGUCCAUGAGGUAGUGCUGCCAUCUAUGUUGCAUGAUGAGGAUGAAUCGGAAACAAUUGAAACGACAGUAGAAACUGUUGAAAAUGAGCCAAUUGAAGAUGAAUCUGAGGGGUCAUUCCUAGGGGGAUCAACAGAGGUUAAGCCAACAUUUAAACUCCCAAAGGAACCAAAACCAAAGAAGGCAAAAACUCAAAAAGUUCCGAAAGUGAAUAAGAAAGUGAAAAUAGGGGAAGAUGGCGGGGAAUUAUUGCCAGGAUCAUCAGAGGAGAUGCUUUCCCAGGAUUCCCCACAGCAAUUUGAAUGCCUGAAGUCUGGUGAAGUUGUGAAACGCAAAGGGAAGCACCAAUCUGCAUCAAAGAAGAAGAGAAGGAGGCGUUCAGGGCCUACAGCUUAUAUGUUGUACUGUAAGUCCAUCAGAGGUCGUAUUCAAGAACAGAAACCUGACCUUGAUUUUGCUACAACGAGUAAAAUGCUUGGUGAAAGAUGGCAUGGCCUCCCAGAAAAAGAGAAAAUGAAUUGGAAGAGAAAGGCUAAAAGGAUUUGUAAAAAGACAAUGGAACAAAAUAUGCAGCAGGUGGUAAAGAAAAGCAAUGAGAAUCAGUACAUCAAAGCACAAGGGAAAAGAUACGGUACAAUGACUAAGCGACAAAUGACAGGCCAUAUAAAGGGUAUGGCAUCAAAUGUAUCUGGAGCCCUAGAACUGGGUGCAUCAAUGUCUAAGACAACCAGUACAAACCCUGUAGAUGGCGCUGCCCAUCUAAAACUUCUCGGAGACUCGCUGACCCUGAUUGGUACAAGGCUGAUUGACCACAAGGGUUUCAUAGCAGUACAAGGCAGUCUUUCUGUACUAUUGGACUCUUUAAUAUCUGCAUUAGGACCUCUCACUUGUCUCACAAAACAACUGCAUGAAACCAAUGGAUGUUCUGAAGAACAAUUAUCUGAAAUCUUGGACAAUAUUGCUUAUGUGAUGCCUGGAUUAUAGCAAAGCAUGCAUUAUAUGGAGCAGUGAAACAUUUGUAAAUAAUACAUUUUCAUGGAUCACUUGUUUUCAAAAACAAUAUCAAAACAGAUGAGAAAUAUUGGAUUCUUCAUCCAAUAGUAAAACAUGUGAUAUUACUUAUUCAGUGUUGUAUAUAAGCUAGAAAUCAUAUUAUAAUAUUGUUAAAAGUCACUAGUACCUUAGCAGAAGUGAUGAUCUGAAUGGCACCUCCAUAUACAUUUACUUUACACCAUCAUAUAUAGUAUAGUUUACAGUACAUGAACUGUGUAUGCAGUCUUGAGUUAAAACAUUCAAAGUGACAUGAACAUAGACAAUGUAGGCUGUGGUUCUAGCUGUUCUUUGAAGUAUUACCAUUUGAUGAAUUAAUUAGAUCAAAUAUGAAUCACUUUUGUGAAAGCUUGAUUGUGAAUAUUAAAAAUAAAUAUAGAUGUCAUUCAUAUAAUACUGUAAAAAAUAGUUCGUUUCAAAACAGAUAUGUACCAUGGGUUAACCUUAUUUUAUCGCAUCUUCCAAAGUGCUAUACUGUAAUCUUU
Messenger RNA from Owenia fusiformis, 2662 nucleotides. The record is from the annotation of a GenBank genome assembly. NCBI's taxonomy places the organism in Eukaryota, Metazoa, Annelida, Polychaeta, Sabellida, Oweniidae.